This is a messenger RNA of Oncorhynchus keta (chum salmon), 3786 nucleotides long. RefSeq names its product IGF-like family receptor 1. Gene Ontology annotation, molecular function: protein binding. Bases 596 to 1636 code for a protein of 346 amino acids. The transcript has 7 exons. NCBI's taxonomy places the organism in Eukaryota, Metazoa, Chordata, Actinopteri, Salmoniformes, Salmonidae. The record is from RefSeq and is a predicted model, not a curated record.
CUAAACACAUUUCCGAUUUGAAACAAUCCACAGCAACAAAAAAGAAGCUAAUGAUGUCAUGCUCUCCGGUUAAGUAUUUUAAAGGAGUAAUUAUAUAAUCUUUUACGUAACAACAAUUUACUUUAGGGAAAUCCAGCAUCAUGUCAGUGCACUGUGCACCCACCAACUUUCCAAUUUGCAUGGGGCUGAAACCAGAGUUCAGUAUAUAACGACGAGAUGCUCAUGUUUCCGCUCUAACAUUGUGAGUCUUUGUUCCAAAGGCGGGAAGGCAGGCAACAAGCUUAAGUCUGUAUUUUAUUCGAAUUGGGCUGAUUCAAGACAGAUUUUGGCGAGAGUGAGCCCUCUCGCGUCUCCGCGCUGAAACUUUACCACCAGAGAAAACAGCCGAUCGAGCGAAACAUCUCCUGGCCAGAAGUAGUAUGACAUUUCGUCAGACAGUCUACAAAUACUGAAACAAACAAACCAAUUGUGCGCUGCCUUACGGGACUCCAGUCACGGCCGGUUGUGAACCAGGGUGUCUGUGGGGACGCCUCCAACACCGAGACGCAGUGCAGACGGCUGCGCCACUCGGGAGCCACAGGCUUCUCUUAACAAAAUGGGCCACUAUUCUGAUAAUUGCUCUGAUGACUUGGAUACAUUUUGGGAUAAGUCGAGAAAUAAAUGUGUGCCAUGUCAUCCACAGCAUCCGAUCCAACCAGGGUACGAAUUUAGUCCAAACUGUGGCAUGCAUGAUGAUGGGGGGAGGUCGGAAAUACCAUAUCGGAAAUGUGCCGCCCAGACCUUCAAUAAUGGGAGCUUCGUGAAAUGCCAACCCUGUUCUAGCUGCCUCCCAACUGAUCAAAAGGUGUCCGAAUGCAACAACACGACAGACACGCAAUGCUGCGGAUCGAGGGACCAGACAGGCUGUCGGGAAGGAGUCCUGGGUACUACAACUCAACAGGUGCAACAGUCAACAACGUUAAAGGUCCAAAUGUCAACAUCAAAUCCCACCACAGCCGAACACACUGCUCAAACCAUCAGACCACCAGACGUCAACCAUAAGACUGCAUGGAUAGUGCUUACUGUCAUCUUGGUUCUCUCUGUACUUGCAUUUCUCUUAUUCAUCUAUAUUAAGAAGAGAAGGGGAAGAUCAAGAGCCUUUUGCAUCAGAGAUGAGGAGAAUAAGCCAUGCUUUAAGGUCAGCCUUAACUGCCUCCCAUCAGACAAUAUCCUGUAUACCAACCAACAGUCAUGGAGUAGUAGGGGAACAGCAACUGUCAAUGAAGAGGUUGCUCUCCUACAGUCAGAGACAAGGAACCUAGAGGACAUUUUGAGUCCUGACCUCCAGUCUGCGCCACUGCAGACGGUUCUGGACAACCUGGAUGUUCUAGAGGAGCUUGUGAUCCUGUUGGACCCAGAGAUCCCUGGGGUGAAGAACACCAGCCACCUAGCAUCUCGCUGCUCCUUCCCCGCCACCUGGAUUACCUACACCUACUCCAUGAGGGACAGCAAGAGCCCCCUGAGGGCCGUGCUGGAGGGGGUCACCACCAAGCACCCAGACUGGACUGUAGGACAAUUGGCCAGGCUGCUGAGAGAGAUGGACCGGAACGACGCAGUGGUGGUGCUCACCAAACUCAUCUUGUUUAAGGUUGUCUAGUCUGGGUGUGUUUUGUGUUGGGUCUGGAAAAGAUGGCUCCAUCCAGAUACAAUCACAAGUCUCUACCACCUGCAAAGGCACUGAGAUAUAACAGGAGGGCCAGUAGGAGGCAUGCUUUCCUUAGGGACCCCAAAGUCCCAAGGCAGUGAUUGGGAACACUGUUCUUUUGUAUUAGGGUUCAAAUAAGAUAUUUAACUGUGAUAACAUGGCACUUACCACUUAAAGCAGGGAUGUUAAAACCUCUUAGUGAUCCCUUCACGCGCCAAUCCCGUUAGCGGGAUAGAUUUGACAAUUACUUAAAGCAGGGAUGUUAACCCCGGUGUCCUGAAAAAGAGGAGCCGCACACUCUAGUAGCUCAGAUGCAAUAAUGUAAUAACCUAAUAACCAACGUUUCGACAGACAAGCUGUCUUCAUCAGGGUAUAAUGACAAGCAUGGUGAGGUGACUAGUUUAUAUAGUGUCAAAGGACACACACAUGUCUGUAAUCAUGACCGGGUGUGGCUUGAUAUCGUUGGUUCAUUUUCAGAUAUAUAUAGAACAUACACAAACAUGAAUCAUAGAUACAAUUUUGUUACAUCGGCCUACAAACAUAUACAAUGAAUAGCAAAAUCACAAAAAUGGCUUCAGAUCAAAGUCCAGGCGGCCUCUCCUUUUAACAAUAAAUUGUUGAGGUCCCCCCCACCCCCCUCUUCUAGGGAGGGUGACGUGUUCGAUGCCGAUAUAACGUAAGUACGAAAUCGGGUGGUUCACUUCCAAAAAGUGUGCCGCAACUGGGUAUGUUGAGUUUUUGCACCUAAUGGUGCUAUGAUGCUCCGAGAUCCGUAGUUUUAAUUUGCGCUUCAUUUUACCACAAGGACAAGUUAUAAGAUAAAUAACACAUUUGAUUGGGAUCCGUUUCCCUGGUUGGGGGUUUACCAGGCAAGUCAGUUCAGAAUAGAUUGUUAUUGUCAAUGACGGCCUACGAACAGUGGGUUACCUGCCUGUUCAGGGUCAGAACGACAGAUUUGUACCUUGUCAGCUCGGGGGUUUGAAUUUCAAUAGCUCCUUGGUCAUGUGACUUCAAACAAGGUUCAGAAUGUCCACUCAGUGUCCCUACACAUUGCAUAACCUUUAGUUUGUCCAUUUUCAUCUCACGUGGUUUUACAUGAAUUUUUCAACAUUUAGAAUUUCAAUAGUUCCUUGGUCAUGUGACCUAAUGUCCGCUGACUACCCUUCUAUAUUGCACACUCUUGUUUGUGUACUGUAAAAUCAUGCGGUGUAACAUACCUUUUUCAUAAUUUCAAAUUUGCAAUAGCUCCUUGGUCAUGUCAAUUACACACCUAAGAAGCAUGCAGUGGAUAUACACCCAUAUUGCAUAACCUCUAGUCAUGUAUCUUCUAUAUUGUUGUACAUUAUUAUUAGUUUGACAAUUAGGGGGUUCAGUCCAGUGUUUACCCUUUUCUUUAAUGUUUAUCUACAAUAGUUGGUCGUUCUAAGUACUUAUUUUCCCUGUUUUUUAUUUUUCCUAUUGUGUAUUUGGUACACAAUAGGAGAGAGACAGAUAAUAUCUCCUUUUCGUCGUUAAUAUCAACCAUAAAGGAAAGGGGCAAAGUACGAGAGUCAUGUUAUUAACUGUCCAAAGCAGGGAUGGAGAGGGAGCUAGUGAGGUAGGCUGCAGUGGGUUUGCUGGUCAAUACAUAUACUGAACAGGGAUGGAGAGGGAGCUAGUGAGGUAGGCUGCAGUAGGUUUGCUGGUCAAUACAUAUACUGAACAUGUAACCACAGUAAUGGUGGCUAGAAAAUCAAUGAAUAAAAAUGUUAUACUGACAAAUUAAACAAAUUGUAGACCUUUAAUCUUUUCCAACAUGUCAACAGACACUUAACUUCAAUUAAGUAUGAAACAUUUCACCAACAAAGACUGCACUUCCAGUUUGUGUUCUUUACUUUGUUGAACUCUUGUCUUCAUUCCUAGUUACAGCACAUUGAACCUCAGUUGGCAUGCAAAAUAUUACAUCAAAACAAAACAAGGUGUAACACGUUAUAAAUAAUAUAAAAUAUCAAUGCAGUAUGACGAAUUAGCCGUCCAUUGUAUUAUAUCAUAAAUUGUCUUACAUGCCGUCACUGUUGUCCAAAUAUUAUAAACAUGUUAAAUAAAGUUACUAACCCAGUCAG